Molecule: messenger RNA, 2129 nt
Organism: Rosa rugosa (rugosa rose)
Lineage: Eukaryota; Viridiplantae; Streptophyta; Magnoliopsida; Rosales; Rosaceae
Exons: 16
Coding region: 148-1809 (553 amino acids)
Source: RefSeq, a predicted model, not a curated record
GUUAGAGUGAGGAUAUGUGGUGUUAGUGUUUGGUUAUUUGUCCUGACUAUUCCAGCCAAGCGUUCUAAUGACAAAAAAUAAGAAAAAAAUCCUCUCUAAUUCUCCGGUUCAAUAAUUAUUCAAACACUCACUGCUACUUACUCUUCGAUGCGGAAGCUCAAAACCACUGUUUGCCUAAUCACAGCCACUACUGCUGGCCUCACCUUCCAUGCCUUCAACCCUAAUUCCUCCCCAGACUUUCCCGACAAAAUUCGGACAGCCGUUCACGGCGUCGUUCGCUCUUCCCGCGCAAUCUCCACCAUUGCAUUGACUGCCGUUGACUACAAGUUCACCUUGCGUGGACUCCCGGUGGACUCAGAUGAGUACCGCCGCAAGCUAUCUGAGGUUCAUUUUCGAUCAGCUUGGAGAAUUCUGAAAUUGUGUGAAGCCAACAAAGGAUUUUAUGUGAAAGCUGGUCAAUUUGUUGCAGCUCUGCGUCAGGUUCCAAAAGAAUACUCAUCAACUCUUUCCUCAUUACAGGAUCAGGCAGUUCCUUGUCACUUUAAAGCUAUUGAAGAAGUACUAAUUCGUAAUCUGGGGCGCAACCUGUCCGAUACGUUUUUGUCACUGGAUGAACAACCCUUAGCUGCUGCAUCAAUUGCUCAGGUACACAAAGCAGUUCUGAAGGAUCGUCAAGCAGUAGCAAUCAAGGUGCAGUACCCUGGUCUGGAGCAGCAAAUGAAACUAGAUACAACAACAAUGUAUUUCAUUUCAAAAUCCAUUACAUGGAUUUUUUGCAAACGAAGAUUAGACUUCUACAUGUCAAAUGCUUUCCAGUUAAAGAACUUCCUUUUCAUUCAACAGUUUUUCCCAGAGUACAGAUUUGGAUGGCUGGUAGCAGAGUUUGUGCAGGCUAUCUCUCUUGAGCUUGAUUUUAUUCAAGAAGCUGGAAACUCUGAGAGAACUGCCAAUAAUUUCAAAAACAACAAAUGGGUCAAGGUUCCUCAUGUAUUUUGGGAUUUGACAACUAAACAAGUUCUGACGAUGGAAUUCUGUACUGGACACAAGGUUGAUGAUGUAGACUAUCUGAAGGAAAGGAAAAUAGAUCCAGUGAAGGUGGCCAAAGUGUUGUUGGAAAUGUUUGCUGAAAUGAUUUUUAUCCAUGGUUUCUUGCACGGAGAUCCGCACCCUGGUAAUAUAUUAGUUUCUCCAGAAGGGCAGAAUGGCUUUUCUUUGGUUCUUCUAGAUCAUGGAAUAUACAAACAACUCAAUGAUAAAUUUAGGUUGGACUACUGUCAGCUCUGGAAGGCUCUAAUUCUUCUCGACUCAAAAAAGUUGCAGCAUUUGGGGGAGCAGUUUGGUGUUGCAAAGUAUUCUAAAUACUUUCCUGUCAUUUUUACAGGAAGAACUGUUGACAGUACAUCGGCUCUUGGGCAAGGAAUGUCAACUAAAGAGAGAAGGAAAUUAAAGCAAGAGCUGCAGUCCCUAAAGAUGGAGGACAUAUCUUCAUUUAUGGAAUCUUUGCCAUCUGACUUCCUCACAAUAUUGCGUACAGAUGGACUAUUGAGGUCUAUUGCUAGUAAGUUGGGCGCUUCACAAAGAGUCAGGAUAUUAGCCUAUGCCAAAUAUGCACUAUAUGGUCUUUCCCCAAAGUUGAAUCCAGAAUCUGACAAUGCUAUUAAAGUAAAGUUCUCACAAUUGACAGCAUAUGUGAGUUACCUUCAGUUAAGGCUUAUUCUUGAGGUCCUAGAGCUGCUUUCUUGGAUAGCAAAGGUCAAGCAGCUUCUAUUUAAUUUUUAUGAAAAGAAAGGUGGCGCCCUGGUGCUGUGAGGGAAAUCUUGAUUUUUUUGAAUGAUCUCAACCUAUAAAGGAGGUGUUUUGUUCAUGAGAUUUCUCAAAUUUGUGUCUUGUUUAUUCUGUGUGACAAGUCCAUCUCUUUAAAAGGGACCUGGACACAUUGUUGUAAUUUCUUUUACCUCAAAUGAUUGAUAUUAGGAGCGGUUGGGAGAUUCAAACUCCCGUUAAAUGUAAAAUUUUGAGGAUGUUUGUUGAAUCAGUAAGAACCAGUGGUGCCGUCGCGAUGUAUGCCAUACAAUCAUGGAAUUAGCCAUUUUGGAAUUCUAAUAUAUAGUUUUACGUUUUUUUUUUUU